UCGUUUCGUCUGCCAGCGGUUCGCCAUAUUGGACAAGAGACUUUCUGUGCAGUUGUUGGUACCUACGUGACUGUAACUAAAUCGACAUGUUCCGAUCAGCUUUGUCCCGCAGUGCUUCUUACGCCCGCAAUUUGGCAGUCCCCAACAACUGCAAAUGCAUCGCCGGUGUACGUUUCAUGUCCAAGCACUCCACCGAGUCGGAUGUUGAAUUCGACGCCCGUUACGAAUCCUUCUUCAACAGGAAGGAUAUUGACGGAUGGGAGUGCAGAAAGGCCAUGAACGACUUGAGUGGUAUGGAUCUUGUCCCUGAGCCCAGGAUUGUCAUUGCUGCCUUGAAUGCCUGCCGUAGGCUCAACGACAUUGCUCUUGCCAUCAGAUUCUUGGAGACAGUCAAAGACAAGUGUGGAGGCAAAGCCGAAAUUUACCCAUACAUCCUUCAGGAAAUUCGCCCAACGUUGAACCAGUUGGGUCUUAGCACCCCAGAAGAGUUGGGCUACGACAAACCUGAAUUGGCAUUGAAAUCAGUGUAUGACUUGUAAGCUAUCCAAGGCCAUCAUUUUUGUGAAAGCUCCAUAUAAAGUUGGUUUAGUCCAGCAUUUAGUGAAAAUGUAUGAAAAGAGAAACUGGUGUCUUAAGAUGUACAGAGUGAAAUAAACUUAAGCUAACUCUGAAA
Messenger RNA from Daphnia pulicaria, 673 nucleotides. RefSeq names its product cytochrome c oxidase subunit 5A, mitochondrial-like (gene COX5A). Lineage: Eukaryota; Metazoa; Arthropoda; Branchiopoda; Diplostraca; Daphniidae. The record is from RefSeq and is a predicted model, not a curated record. Gene Ontology annotation, biological process: mitochondrial electron transport, cytochrome c to oxygen. The transcript is spliced from 5 exons. Bases 87 to 539 code for a protein of 150 amino acids. Gene Ontology annotation, cellular component: mitochondrial inner membrane.